This is a messenger RNA of Knipowitschia caucasica, 147 nucleotides long. Lineage: Eukaryota; Metazoa; Chordata; Actinopteri; Gobiiformes; Gobiidae. The record is from the annotation of a GenBank genome assembly.
AUGGUGCCGUACCUGCGUCUCCUUGGGGUGGCUCAGACCCGUCCAGGCAGUAGCGAGGGACUGCUGUACCAGCAGAUCUUCUGGAGCAUCAAGCCGCAGCCAGCGUCGUUAUGGGAGUGCCAGUUCACCCCGCUUGUGCGUUUGUAG